AUGGCUGUUAUUGCUGUUGCAGGCGGUACCGGCAACGUCGGCCGUACCAUAGUUCAGGCUCUUGUUGCAACGGGCAAGCACGAAGUCAAGAUUCUCGGUCGCAAGCCCAACUCAGAGCUUGAGAUAGAGCUCGGAGCAGCCAUCAUCCCAGUUGAUUAUGUCGAUGUUGCGGCUACCACGAAGGCGCUGGAGGCUAACCAUGUCCAUACCGUCGUAUCGGCCAUCGCGAUGAUGCUGCCUGAUGGCAGCGUGCCCCCUGAAGAGGACCUUAUUCGCGCGGCCGAUGCCUCCAAGACUACCAAGAGGAUGAUUUCCAGCGGAUGGAGCAUUCCUCACUCUCCCGGGCAAAUUAAAGACCUCCCCUCAGUCGCUCCCAAGCUCAAUGCCGAGAAGGCUCUCCAGAACACAAAGGACCUCAAGUACACCAUCGUGCAUAACGGGUUCUUCCUUGACUACUGGACUUCCAAGCCGACGAACAUGACGCCGAUGACCAUGAUUGUUGACAUUGCCAAUAAGGCUGCCGCUGUGCCGGGUGACGGAAACACGCCCAUCGCCUUCACCCACACUACAGAUGUUGCGCAAUUUGUCGCCGCCCUCAUCGAGGCUGACAAGUGGGAGGCCCACUCUACGAUUGUGGGCGACAAGGUGUCCUGGAACGAGUUUGUGAAGCUGGCUGAGGCUGCACAGGGCUCCAAGUUUGAUGUCGCACAUGACUCGGUUCAAGAUCUCGAGAACGGCAAGGUGACCGAGCUCCCCGGCCACGUUCACGCCUACCAGUUCAUUCCCAAGGAGUUCCUUCAGGGACUGAGUUGUUCAUUUGGGCUUUGGUUCGCCAGCGGUGCAUUCGAUCUCACCCCAUCGCCCCUUGCUUCGAGCAUCCAGACCCUCAAGGUUAAGGAGGCGCUUGAGUAUAAGUAG
This is a messenger RNA of Verticillium alfalfae VaMs.102, 918 nucleotides long. RefSeq lists its product as hypothetical. Lineage: Eukaryota; Fungi; Ascomycota; Sordariomycetes; Glomerellales; Plectosphaerellaceae. The transcript has 4 exons. The record is from RefSeq and is a predicted model, not a curated record. The coding region runs from base 1 to 918 and encodes 305 amino acids.